Dicrocoelium dendriticum is the source of this 372-nucleotide messenger RNA. The record is from the annotation of a GenBank genome assembly. Lineage: Eukaryota; Metazoa; Platyhelminthes; Trematoda; Plagiorchiida; Dicrocoeliidae.
AUGCUGGGUGCGCGUGAUACACAAGUUGUUCAGGUUGUGUUGGACGGUAUCUCAAAUAUACUAUCUGCAGCGGUGGAGAAUCGAGAUCAAGUUACGGCGGAAAUCGAAGAAUGCGGCGGCUUAGAUCGCAUUGAGGCUCUGCAAGAACAUCAAAAUGUGGAUAUAUAUCGCUUGGCCUUCGACAUCAUCGAACGCUUUUUCAAUGAUGGGAUGAAUGAUGAAGCCAAUACCACCGCCGGUACAACCGGAGAUGACCGGUGUCAGGAGAAUAAUUUGAUGACAAAUGAUCAAGCGGCUUUCGAGUUCGACGCUGCCCUGGAUAACAAUGCUGAUGCAACGCUUCUUAAUCGUCCCGGCGCAUUCGAUUUUUAA